Messenger RNA from Symsagittifera roscoffensis, 490 nucleotides. RefSeq lists its product as uncharacterized. Gene Ontology annotation, biological process: G protein-coupled receptor signaling pathway. NCBI's taxonomy places the organism in Eukaryota, Metazoa, Xenacoelomorpha, Acoela, Convolutidae. The transcript has 3 exons. The coding region runs from base 26 to 490 and encodes 154 amino acids. The record is from RefSeq and is a predicted model, not a curated record. Gene Ontology annotation, molecular function: G protein-coupled receptor activity. Gene Ontology annotation, cellular component: membrane.
GAUAAAAGAGAACUGCGUUGUUCAAAUGUUUGAAUGUGCUUCGAUAUCCGUUAUUUUCUUACUGGUGUCUCUAGGAGUGUUCGGCUCUCUCUCCAUUCUCACCAUCAUCUUCAUGUGUCCAGACAUCCGCAACCGGAAGACCUUCAUUGCGACCAGCACCAGCUUCCACGAGCUCAUCUACGCCACUGUGAUUGUGAUCUGUGUCGUCAUCACCGAAAUCGAACAGUCCAAUUACCACUGGUUCUUCCCAUGCCGAGUGCGGUACCUGUUGGUGGCUGGCAGCUGUGACUUGUUUCACGUGACCAUCAUGGCCCUGGACAGGUACUACUUCAUGAACAGUCCCCUCAGCUACGAGUUCAAGGCCCCCUCCUGGAUAGAGUUCGGACUACCCUGCACCUGGGUCAGCUCUUACAUCGUACUGGCAUACAUGGCCGAGGGCACCUGCAAAUUUGAGUUUGAAGCAGUGGCCAAAGCAAUUGAAGUGCUUUAA